Messenger RNA from Sporisorium graminicola, 1572 nucleotides. RefSeq lists its product as uncharacterized. The record is from RefSeq and is a predicted model, not a curated record. Gene Ontology annotation, cellular component: extracellular region; cell surface. Gene Ontology annotation, molecular function: beta-glucosidase activity. The transcript has a single exon. The coding region runs from base 1 to 1572 and encodes 523 amino acids. NCBI's taxonomy places the organism in Eukaryota, Fungi, Basidiomycota, Ustilaginomycetes, Ustilaginales, Ustilaginaceae. Gene Ontology annotation, biological process: glucan catabolic process.
AUGAAGCUGACCUCGCUCGUUGGAGCAGCCCUGCUGAUGGGUUCUGCCUUGAGCCAAGGUGUCCCUAUCUCGCCUGCUGUCAUCCCUGCUCCCGUCUCGUCUGCCGCUGCCGCCGACACGCCUUAUGCUUUCGUGCCCGCAUCGCAAACAGUGCGCUUUCCUGUCACAACGGCCAACUCUCGCGGUGCGUCCAAAGUCCACCCGCGUCUGGUCGCCACGAUCGUCAUGGACAAGCUGAAGAACAUGAUCAGCUCCAUGCCUGUCGCCCUCCCCAUGUCCAAGCUUCCGAUGGGCCUCAAGAAGAAGCGUCACCAGCAGCUUGGUGCCGUUGGUGGGGUGAUUGAGAGGGCAGCAGCGCCAGCUCUGCGCUUCCCGUACAGGUCAGGUUCCCCCAAGGUGCGCGGUGUUUCGCUGGGCGGCUGGCUGGUAGUAGAGAACUUUAUCACGCCGGACUUGUAUGCGUCGACGGGCAACGCGGCGAUUGUGGACGAGUGGACGUUUGGGUCGCUCCAGCCGAGGGAGCAGGCGGUCAAGAUCCUGCAGAAACAUCUCGACUCGUUUGUCAGCGAGGACGACCUGCGACAGAUUGCUGCUGCGGGGCUGAACCAUGUUCGCAUUCCGAUAGGGUACUGGGCGUUCGAGGUGAGCCCGGGCGAGCCGUUUUUGAAGCUGAACCAGUGGGAUCUGCUCAAGCAGACAGCACUGCUGUGUGGCAAGUACAACCUCAAGGUGCUGGUGGAUCUGCAUGCGGCUCCGGGCAAUCAGAAUGGGUUUGAUCACGGGGGACGCCGGGGUGUGAAUGCAUGGGCGGGUAACGGUACCGACGUGCAGCGCACCAUCAACAUCCUGCAGACAAUGUCGCGAGAGUUCUCGAAGGCCAAGUACGCCAACUCGGUCGCGGCGAUCGAACUGCUCAACGAGCCCAACACGGACCGCGCGGUGGUGCUCGACUUCUACUCGCGUGCCUACGAGGUGGUCCGCUACCCGAACGGCCGCGACAAGCCCGAGUCCCCGCUGCUUGUGGUGAUUGGCGACAUGUUUGUCAGCCCCGCCUUCUCCGACUACUGGACCAACAAGUUCCGCACACCCAAGUACCAGGGCGUCGCGCUCGACACACACAUCUACACGAUCUUCGACGAAGGCUCGCUCAAGCUCUCAGCGACAGACCGCAUCAACUACUACUGCUCGCUCAAGCCCAAAUGGGCCGCCAACAACCAGUAUCAUCCGCAGCUGAUCGGCGAGUGGAGCCCGGCAUUCACCGACUGCGCACAGGGCCUCAACGGCCGCAACACGGGCAGCAGGUACGACGGCUCGUUCAAGGGCAGCUCGAAAACCAACAGGAGCUGUGCCGGCAGGAGCGGCGAUGCCAGCACGUUUACCAGCAACUACAAGCGGCUACUGGGCAGCAUGUGGGAGGCACAGGUGGAUGCUAACGAAGGAGGCAUUGGUUGGUUGAUGUGGACGUGGAAGACGCAGGCUGGCGCCGCCGAGGAGUGGAGUUACAAGAAGGGUCUCCAGUAUGCUUGGAUCCCGAAAGACCCCACCAAGAGGCCUAACGGCAUCAAAUGCUAA